UAAAGGGUUAAGUUUUUGUUCAGACAGGAGGAGGGACUUCUGGUAAUUCUCAUCCCUUUUCCCAAAGAACUGCGCAACAAUCCUUCCGUCAGACACUUAGUCGGUGGAUUUUUGGUGUUUAGGAUUUGCGCCUGUUCGAACUGUGUCCAGCAGCAGGCAGGAUGUCUGUGACUGUUACCAAGGCCGAGGGGGUCACUGUGUUCACUUUGACCUCGGACCCCCAAAGUGCUUGGCCUCCUCUGUGCCAGAUCUUCAAGGGUCUUUGCUACAGUCCAGUUUGCUGCUCGGUGUCUCAGCAGCUGAGGAGGAUCCAGAGAAGUUCUCAGUCAGUGCUGGGGACUCUGCAGAUUAUGGUUGGGCUGCUCAAUCUUGGCUUUGGAGCCAUCCUUCUUGGCUCUGGCCCUGGAUCUAGCUUUGAAAUGGAUAUUACCAAGUUUCCUAUCUGGUUGGGAGUGUUGUUCAUUGUGUUUGGCAUCGUGUGCAUUUUGUCUGAGAAGUACCCCAGUCCAUGUUUGGCCAUCCUCACCGUGGUUCUGAAUCUGGCAGGAGUUGCUUUUGCCAUUACAGCCAUUGUCCUGUACAGCAUCAAUUUAGCGGACACAUAUAUGAGGGGGUGGUAUUGGUAUUGUGACCGUGACCGUUAUGACUACUACGGGUACAGAAGACGUCAUUCUACAACUACUCCAUCUCCUGAGAGGGAUCUCUUGCAAGAGAAGUGCUUGGAGGCCAAAGAACUGGCUCAGAUGCUGGUGUUGGGAAUUAACAUUGUCCUGAUCGUCUUGUCGGUCCUGGAGCUCUGCGUCGUCAUCAGCUCUGCCGUGUUGGGGAUCAAGGCUCUGAGGAGGAGACAGAAGGAAUCAAACAAGAGCCCUGAAGAGCCAGAAUACUUCAAACCGCUGCUGGAUGAAGUCACCACUGAUCCUGGAGCCUGAAUGUCAGCAGGAACUGUGAUCCUGCAGCUUUAAACCACUGACUCUCUGUGCUGCAGCGUCAGUGAAGCACACAAAUUCAGAUGGUACAGUCUUCACAUUCUGGCACUUUGCUUAAAACUAAAUGCACUUCUACUAUAUCAUUUCUUUAGGUCAGUGAUCUGCACUAAACUGAACAUGCUCCUGUCCAUUUUAAUCUUUGUUUUGAUCUCUUUAAGUCAUGAUUUUUCUCUUGAGGGAUGUGCCUUACAAGAUGUCUGUUGCUAGAAAGGAGUUUAGAUGUUCAUGUGACAUUACUGGGUUUCUGGUUGUUGUUGUUGUUUUUUUACAAUAUUAUGCAUGCCAAUAAAAAUCAAGGUGUAAAAGCUG
Acanthochromis polyacanthus (spiny chromis) is the source of this 1298-nucleotide messenger RNA. Its product is annotated as membrane-spanning 4-domains subfamily A member 8-like. The transcript is spliced from 7 exons. Gene Ontology annotation, cellular component: membrane. The coding region runs from base 162 to 932 and encodes 256 amino acids. The record is from RefSeq and is a predicted model, not a curated record. Lineage: Eukaryota; Metazoa; Chordata; Actinopteri; Pomacentridae.